ACCAAAGUAUGUACAUGGCUGACAGGAUUAGUUUUGUUAUGAUUGUUAGGUGUGUUGGUGGUGUUGAAGAUGCCACCAAUAUCGUAGCUGAUAAAUUAAGAGUAAUCAACAAUGGUUUUGUGUAAUAGAAGUUUUUAAGAGAGUAUAUAUCCAGUUUUUUUAUUGUUAGAACAAAAGCCGGUACCGCGCCAUGUUAAAGUGUCAAGCUCUAGUGUCAGUCUUUUGGUUUUGUAUAUCAACAACUCUCCUAGGAUUAUCUCUCCAAGCUGAGGAGGAGGGGAGAGUGGAAAUUGUGAGGAUAUCCGGAGUAAGCGACAUGAGACUUUGUGACAAUGCUUCUCUGGAGUGUGAAGUGCGGCCUUUAGACUCAUUAGUCUGGUGGACGUUUAGAGGCUACAACAUUACCGAGGAUGACAGGUUAAAAGUGAUAGCAAGAGAGUCGGGGGAAUCUGUUGUAAGCACCCUAACAAUACAGUGUGCUACUCUGGAUGACAUAGGCAACUACACGUGCCAUGCCUCUUCAUUUGAGUGGUUCGAAGAUCAGGCAUCUCAGAUCAUUCCAUUGGAUCUCACAAUUCCAGGUCAAGUGGUAUCUACCAAGGACGUGAGGGCGAAGAUAGGCGGUAGUGGUAACCUGUCCUGUUCAUUCACUGGUUAUCCUAUUUAUCAAGUGGAGUGGCGAAAAGCUAACCAGUCAAUUGAAGAGCCAAGGUGGAAAGUUGUGUUCGGGAAUGAAACUUUUCUGGAAACUGUGCUACCUCUGAGCAGACUGACUACUCAAGACAACGAUACUUAUCACUGCUCAGUUCUCAGCGCUCAAGGCAUAGUCUCAGCUCCAGUCCACGUCUUUGUUUUAGAUGCUCCUCAAGUGGCCAUAGAUGUGGUCAAGGUCGUUGGUGCUCAUAGAAUUUUUCUCAAUUGGACAGUCAAUAACGGCAACUCACCUAUAAAGGAAUAUAAUAUCAUGUUUAUGAAAAAUGGAACAAAUGAAUGGACAUUUACUAGAGAGCGAGUGAAAGUUACCAACACCAGCUACAUUAUAAAGAACCUGGAACCUGACACAAGUUAUAAAGUGAAACUGAACGCAGCGAAUGCCAUUGGUCAGGGCAAGGAUUAUACUUAUCCAGACUUUCUACGGACGCUAAAGAAAGAUCCAGACAUAGUACCAGUGCUCAAGUUCAAGGCGGGUGGAGCGGAUUUCAUCAAUGUGGGAUGGGAACUGCCAUCGGUAGAAGUGGAAGACCAUGUGCACUUCUACGAGCUGGAACUGACUAACAACACCACUCGGCUCAACACUAUUAGCAUCCAGUCAGCCGACAGUCAGAAUAUGUUCGUCUUUGAUAAGCUGUCCUCGGCAACCACCUACCUCAUCAGGGGAAGGGCAUGCAGUGAAUACACAUUUCAGUGCGGGAACUGGUCGGAAUACAUCAAUGGCACUACCAUGGACGGAGUAUCAGGCCCACCAGAAAAUGUUACUGUCAUCUGCAGAUAUGACAACAUAACACGCUCUAGUGUUGUUUUUGUCACCUGGACACCUCCAUCGCAACCCAACGGGAAGAUUGUGUACUACAAUGUAGUCCUCCAAGGAUCUGCAAGAUUCCGUAAUGAGAAAGGAGUAGAGGACCAUGUGACUUGGGGGCCUAAAGCAAAAAAUAUAAAUGAGAUAUUGCACUCGGCACGCUUCGAUAUGGUCCCUCCUAAUACCAAUUACAGUGUGAAGGUGGCAGGGGUGACCAGGAUCAGGGGUGGAGGGCUAGAGGCGGUGCAGCACUGUCAUAUGCCCCCCACCACCCCUGAUCGUGAGAAGCUCCGCAGCAUCAACUGGGGCAAGGUGGAGGAACACGGUCGCUGGCUGCUCAAACUGUUCAUGCCUAGAGUCUCUGAGAGGAACGGCCGUAUCUGCUGCUUCAGGGUAUUUGUGACGAAGCUAGAGCAGCACCAGAGUGUAGCAGACCUCCCACCCCCUCAGGACUCCCACAUAUACAGCUAUCAGGAGGUUCAUUACAACAAACGAGGAGGCACCUACCUAGCGGACAUGUUCGAGAGCGACGCCUUGAGCAGUGAUAUAUUCUUAGGGGACGGGCACACUAUUGUCUCCCCCACCAACCACUCAGCCUGUCAGCAAUGUGUAGGUUUACGGCCGCGCCCACCCACAGUGGCCUCACCCCUGCCUCCCACCACAGCCCUGCCUGCACCUGCAGCCCCCACCACCCCCGAGCAGCCCACCACAGCGCCAGUGUUAGCAGACAUUCCCUCACUGUACUCCGCCUCACUGAGAGAGCGGAGGUCUCCCACCACCGCCACUCCCUUGCCAGAUUAUGACACUCAACUAUACGACGGUCAGCUGGACACUAACAGCAACUACACCGGCUUUGUCGAGGUCAUCGUGUUUGGAGGGGAGGAAGUGCUGAUUCCAGCUUACAGCAGUUAUUUCGAGACACUGCAGCCAGGUCCGCAGGUGUUCCAUGCUGCAGAGUCUUCCCAAUUUCUCACAAUCAUACUAGAGGUAAUGAUCGUGCUGAUCCUUGUAGUGCUUAUACUACUAGUGUCACUUUGUCUUCUGCAGAAGUACACCAAGCAAGUUGCUGAAGCUCAGGGUGUGGAGAUAUCCCUUCGCAACUCUCUAAGGCACUUGUGCAGAUCGUUACGAGGCAGUCACCUUCCGGUGUCGUCGAGCCCCCCAGACAUGGCUCCUAUCCCGGCAAAUCAGCUGCCAGCUGCAUACCUGGAGAGGCAUCGAGACUCUGACUACGGGUUCCAGCAUGAGUUUGAGCUGUUACCCGACAGUUUUCCUGACAGAACGACCCGGGCCUCUGAGGCCCGGGAGAACAUGUACAAGAACCGUUACCCUGACAUCAAAGCGUACGACCAGACACGGGUUCGACUGGCUCAGAUUGAUAGUAUUGCUGGAUCGGAUUACGUCAAUGCUAACUUUGUUGUAGGAUACAAGGAAAGGAAAAAGUUCAUUUGUGCUCAAGGUCCGAUGGAUAACACAGUCUGUGAUUUCUGGAGGAUGAUUUGGGAACAGCAUUUGGAGCUAAUCUUGAUGCUGACAAAUCUGGAGGAAUAUAGCAAAACUAAAUGUGCCAAAUACUGGGCUGAUAAAACAGAAGGAGAAAAAACAUACGGUGAUAUAACAAUUAGUCAUGUGCAGGAAAAGCGAUACUCAGAUUAUAUAAUAAGAGAACUAAAAAUGGUUCGAACAUCCGGGGGAAGUAAAGAGAGGGAAAGUAGGAGCAUCAUCCAAUAUCACUUUUUGGUGUGGAAAGACUUUCAAGCUCCAGAACACCCCUCAGGGAUCCUAAAGUUCAUCAGGAGAGUAAACGAAGCUUACUCUCUGGAGAAAGGUCCAAUCCUAGUUCACUGCAGUGCCGGAGUAGGAAGAACGGGAACUCUAGUGGCACUGGACUCGUUACUACAGCAGCUGGAGGCCGAAGGCCAAGUAGCCAUCUUCAAUACUGUUUGUGAUCUUAGGCACCAGAGAAAUUUUCUAGUCCAAUCAUUGAAACAAUAUAUUUUUGUAUAUCGAGCACUUCAAGAAGUUGCACAAUUCGGAAACACAGAAAUUAAAGCUUCAAAAUUAAAAUCAUCGUUAGAAAAAUUAAGGCAAAUUGAUAAUGGCAAAGAAAAAUCAAAAAUGGAAGAAGAAUUCGAGAAAAUGAUUCAAGUGGUGGAGGAGCGAAAAUCACACAGUGUUGGAGGUGGGGAGGAAAACUCGGUCAAAAACCGUAAUGAAUUUGUUAUACCAUAUGACAGGAAUCGAGUGAUUCUCACACCUGUUCCAUCUCGUGAACAUUCAACGUACAUCAACGCUUCUUUCAUUGAGGGAUACGACAACUCAGAGUCCUUUAUCAUCACUCAAGAUCCCAUCUUGGAGAUCACAGUUGCCGACUUCUGGAGAAUGAUAUCCGAACAAGGCAUAAACACGCUAGUCAUGCUUUCAGAUUUGGGGGAGGGACUGCGCAAGUGUCCGAGGUACUGGCCAGACGAUGAGGUCACCCACGAUCACAUCAGGGUCAAGUACAUCCAGAGUGAGAGUUGUCCGUAUUACACACGCCGCGAGCUCUGCGUUACCAACAUCAAGACUGAGGAGAAGCAACAGGUGACCCAAUACCAAUACAACGGGUGGCCGACGGUGGAAGGGGAGGUACCGGAGGUGACGAGGGGACUGAUAGAACUAGUAGACCAGACGCAGGCUGGCGCCGGCACCUCUGCCAUUGUUGUCCACUGCCACUGUGGUUCCGACCGCAGCUCCAUGUUUGUUGCGCUCAGUGUGCUAGUGCAGCAGGUGCGCACGGAACGCCGUGUCGAUGUGUGCACCACGACGCGCAAGCUACGUGCUCAGAGGCAGGGCAUGAUUCAGACAUUUGCUCAGUACGAAUUCCUCCAUCGUGCAAUCGCCAACUACGCAGAUCUGCACCAGCUGACUUCGGACGACGCAGACUAGAUAGUGAGAGAACAUUCGGUGAUACAAUCUCAGUGUUUUGUAACUUUUCUAAUAAUUUGUCUACUUUUUACAUCUCGAUGACAAUUUAUGUACAAACCAUAUACUGUAUAGGUAGCUUUUAAAUGUGAUGACCAAACCAUUUUACUUUAUAUUUAAUUUUAAAUAUGCUGUUCUAAGUUAUAGAUUAUCGUAUCAUAGUUAUAGAUCAAACCUAUGGUUCCCUGUAGCAAGUUUGUCAUCGGAUAUUGAAAAAUUAGUUAAGUAUUUAUUUUCAUAACUGUUCACUGCAGUAAUUUUUGCAGUAUAGUUCGUGUGUUGUUAAAAUAACAUUUAUUUAUAACCGAAAUCCUUGGAAACUUUUCAUUGAAGUCAUAUAUCAAUUUUUUUAAAGUUUAAAUUGAUUACUUUGUGCAUUUAAAUAUGAAUGCUUAGAAUACUCCUGAUAUAAGAGAUUUCCAGAAGUGUUUCACAAUACAGGUUAGUGCUCAAUGUGACAUUGUGCAUUUAUUACUGCAAUCUAAGCAGUCAAGUACACUGCCAAUGUUUAUCUGUAUGUGAGGUACAGUUUGGCUUGUUUGCGGUUGUUCAGUAAGUGAAUUUCAAUAACUGUUAUACAUGUAUAAGUAUCACUUAGGUGCUCACAAGGGACUAUUAAGUGUUUUAUAAUUGGAUUUUCCUUUCCAUAUGAAAUUUUUGCUUAAAUGACGGCUUUAAAAUGUUCUUGAUUCCCCGUAGAGUCCCGAGAUUUGUUAAAACAUAUAAUUGGCUCCUUUAACUUAAGACUGUGACUGAUCAGAUGACUAGUUACUGUGUUCUCUUAAUAUCCAUGCUAACCCCUUGGAUGAUGUAUGGAUAAGGUCUAAGAUGUCACCAAGAAGUGAAGGAAUGGAGAACCUCAUGGUAGAGUUCAGACUCCACAUGUAACUGUUAGACUACAUUAUGACUGUGACUACCUUCAUUGCCUACGCUUGCAAAAUUAUUACUCAGGUUAAAAUGUUUUUUAAUGGUCUUAAGGUAUGUUUACAGUAAAGAGUAUAUUAAAAAGUCAAAAAAAGAGUACAACUUAAAAAAAAUUGUUUUAUCUAAUUUUACUUUACAGUAAAAAAAAGAACAUGAUGUUGGUGUCUGUCAGAAAAUGUCAAAAUGCUCAUCUAUAUAUUACUAACAUAGACAGAAAGCCGUUAUAUGAUUUUGCUUCUUACGAUAUUAGUCGAGCAUGGGCUGUAAAACCUUUAAGGGAUUUUUGCAAUUAUCAAAUUUCAUUAUUAGUAAUAAGCAGCAUUAUUGGAAAAUUUAUGUAUUCUAUAAUAGAAAUCGGAAAUAAAAGUUAUAUAAAUAUG
This is a messenger RNA of Homalodisca vitripennis (glassy-winged sharpshooter), 5787 nucleotides long. It is a transcript of the gene Ptp69D, whose product is annotated as tyrosine-protein phosphatase 69D. The transcript is spliced from 27 exons. Bases 191 to 4447 code for a protein of 1418 amino acids. The record is from RefSeq and is a predicted model, not a curated record. Gene Ontology annotation, molecular function: protein binding; protein tyrosine phosphatase activity. Gene Ontology annotation, biological process: protein dephosphorylation. Lineage: Eukaryota; Metazoa; Arthropoda; Insecta; Hemiptera; Cicadellidae.